Messenger RNA from Lycium ferocissimum, 2880 nucleotides. Its product is annotated as isoamylase 2, chloroplastic. The transcript has 2 exons. Lineage: Eukaryota; Viridiplantae; Streptophyta; Magnoliopsida; Solanales; Solanaceae. Gene Ontology annotation, biological process: starch biosynthetic process. The coding region runs from base 102 to 2708 and encodes 868 amino acids. Gene Ontology annotation, molecular function: isoamylase activity. The record is from RefSeq and is a predicted model, not a curated record.
CACUCUGUUUCUCUGACUCAAUCAAAUUGGACUCGAUUAAGAAUAUGUGAUCCACCAAGCUCUACAUCUGAACUGUCGUAACAUUUUGUGCUGCAUUUUAAAUGGCAACUUCACCAUUACAGUUGGCUGUGCAUUCACGUUUGUGGAGCUAUGGCAGUAGUGAGUCAACCAAGUUGGUUCCUGCACCUCCAGGUAACCGCGGAACAGUAGUAUGCAGUUUAAGGAAGCUGGAAUGGGAAGAGAUGAAUUUCUCUGGCAUAGGUCAAAAAAAUGAUCAAGAAGUUUCUAGGAAGACUCAUCGACUAAAAGCACUAUCAGCAUCGGGCAGUUCACUUGUUCCAACUGCAAAAAGGGUUCCCACUUACCUAUUCAGGACAGAUACUGGUGGUCAAGUGAAAGUCUUGGUGGAAAAGACAAAUGGAAAGUACAAAGUGCUUGUAGAAGUUUUGCCAUUAGAGCUCUCAGAUGCAUAUGCUGAGCUGGUUAUGGUUUGGGGCCUAUUUAGAUCUGAUGCAUCUUGCUUUAUGCCUCUAGAUCAAAACAGACGUGGAGCAGAUGGAAAAAGUAGUACUGUUGAAACACCAUUUGUGAAAGGACCUUCAGGCAAGGUCACAGUCGAGCUGGAUUUUGAAGCAAGUUUAGCCCCCUUCUAUAUCUCCUUCUAUAUGAAGUCACAACUAGUUUAUGACAUCGGAAGCUCAGAAAUCAGAAGCCACAGGAACACAAAUUUUGUUGUACCAGUUGGUCUCAGUUCAGGGCAUCCUGCUCCAUUGGGUCUCUCCUUUCAGCCAGAUGGAUCCAUGAAUUUUGCUCUCUCCUCACGCAGUGCAAAAAGUGUAGUUUUGUGCUUGUAUGAUGACAUAUCAGUUGAAAAGCCUCCUUUAGAGAUUGAUCUAGAUCCUUAUAUUAAUCGAUCCGGUGAUAUUUGGCAUGCUGCUUUAGAUUGUUCUUUGCCAUUCAAGACUUAUGGUUAUAGAUGCAAGGCGGCCACUUCUGGGGAGGGAGAGCUGAUUCUUUUGGACCCAUAUGCUAAGGUUAUAAGGAGCGUUAUUCCUCCUCAGGGUGGGUCUGAGAUACGUCCAAAAUAUCUUGGAGAACUAUGCCAGGAACCUGGCUAUGAUUGGAGCGGUGAAGUACGCCCUAGCUUACCAAUGGAGAAACUAGUAAUUUAUCGCUUAAAUGUGACUCAAUUUACAAAGGACAAGUCCAGUAAGCUACCUGAUGACCUUGCUGGAACUUUCUCUGGCAUUAGCGAAAAAUGGCACCAUUUCAAAGAUCUUGGUGUGAAUGCAAUGUUACUGGAGCCAAUUUUCCCUUUCGAGGAGCAGAAAGGACCCUAUUUUCCGUGGCAUUUCUUUUCACCUGGAAAUAUGUAUGGACGUUCUGGUGACCCUCUUUCUGUCAUUAAAUCUAUGAAGGAUAUGGUUAAGAAAUUACAUGCUAACGGGAUAGAGGUUUUUCUUGAAGUUGUUUUCACUCACACUGCAGAGGAUGCACCUUUGAAGCAUGUUGAUAACUCUUCAUAUUGCAUAAAAGGUGGUCAGGAUCGGAAUAUUCAAAAUGCAUUGAAUUGCAAUUACCCCAUUGUCCAACAAAUGGUUUUGGACUCUCUCCGCCACUGGGUAAUUGAGUUUCAUAUUGAUGGUUUUGUUUUUGUAAACGCUUCUUCCUUGUUGAGAGGGUUCCAUGGAGAGAUUCUAUCUCGUCCUCCAUUAGUUGAAGCUAUUGCCUUUGAUCCUAUACUUUCAAAUGUCAAGAUGAUUGCGGAUAGUUGGGAUCCAGUAGCCAAUGAUUCGAAGGAAAAUUUAUUCCCUCACUGGAGGAGAUGGGCAGAGAUGAAUAUGAGAUUUUCUGAUGACAUUCGGGACUUCUUGAGAGGCGAGGGUCCUCUAAGCAAUCUAGCAACGCGACUUUGUGGAAGUGGGGAUAUCUUCUCAGGUGGACGAGGCCCUGCAUUCUCGUUUAAUUAUAUUGCCAGAAAUUCUGGACUUACUCUUGUUGACUUGGUUAGCUUCGGUAGUAGUGAAGUGGCUUCAGAAUUAAGUUGGAACUGUGGAGAAGAAGGCGCUACGACUAAUAAUAUUGUCCUAGAGAGACGACUUAAACAAGUUCGUAAUUUUCUGUUCAUAUUGUUCAUUUCUCUGGGUGUACCUGUACUUAACAUGGGAGAUGAGUGUGGCCAGUCUACAGGAGGUUCCCCUGCAUAUGAUGCUCGAAAGUCUUUGGAUUGGAAUAUUUUAAAAACUGGUUUUGGGAUUCAGACUACUCAGUUUAUUUCAUUCUUGACUAGUUUAAGAAUGAGAAGAAGUGAUCUUCUUCAAAAGAGAACCUUCUUGAAGGAAGAAAAUAUCCAGUGGCAUGGGAGUGACCGUUCUCCUCCGAAAUGGGAUGACCCGUCUAGCAAAUUCUUGGCUAUGACUUUGAAGGCUGAUGUUCUAGACAGCCAGACAUUAAUCUCUGAUAUCGGAGGUGACCUGUUUGUUGCCUUCAAUAGUGCAGGCGAUUCAGAGAGUGUUAUCCUUCCGCCACCUCCAACAGGUAUGGUAUGGCAUCGUCUCGUUGAUACAGCUCUUCCUUUUCCCGGAUUUUUUGAUGAGAAGGGGACUCCAGUUGAAGAUGGAUUAGUUGCAUAUGAAAUGAAGUCUCACAGCUGUUUGCUGUUUGAAGCACAGAGACUAGCUGAAACUGCUGGCUUGUUGCUUUUUUAACUUGAGUCUUGUAUCAUAAGGCCUCUUAUUUCCUUCACUAUAGAUUUUAGCAAGGAGACAAAGCAUAUUAGACUUUCUUCUAAGAGGCAAUAGUUUGUAAAGCUCGUAUAUAUUUAAAUAAGAGGAUUUUUUUUUUUUAACAGAUGAAUAAAUAAGAGGCGUUUACUGAGAA